Molecule: messenger RNA, 4791 nt
Organism: Scophthalmus maximus (turbot)
Lineage: Eukaryota; Metazoa; Chordata; Actinopteri; Pleuronectiformes; Scophthalmidae
Product: growth/differentiation factor 11-like
Exons: 4
Coding region: 798-1967 (389 amino acids)
Biological process (GO): SMAD protein signal transduction
Cellular component (GO): extracellular region
Molecular function (GO): growth factor activity; cytokine activity
Source: RefSeq, a predicted model, not a curated record
CGGUGGCAGCCACAGCAGCCACUGGCCUGCGGCUGCAGCUGCCACUGUUCGUGGCGGCAGCCACCGACCGCCGGUUGUUUGUAGUGGUCUUGAGCUGGAAGAGGUUUCAGGAAGUGAAGUGGUGUAACCGUUGUUAAUGUACACAUUAUAUUUUUAGGUUAUUUGUAUUGCUUGAGUUAUUAUAGUGUGUUUGUGUUUCUUAUUGUAAAGUAUUAUGGGAUUAAUUAUAAAGAUUUUAUGAUUCCAAAGCAAAAUCACUGUCUUGCACAAAUCAGUUUAUUGUUAACUUACGAUGAUCAUUUCAUUUUCAUAUAAAGCACUUUGGGUAUUGUUUCAUUUAUAUAUUUAAAGACUGACAUUUCUGGUCCCCUUGCCUGUGAGUGAAUGUCCCUGCACAUCGUUUGGCAAAGAAAAGUGCUCUAUAAAUUAAAUUUAUUAUUAUUAUUAUUAUUUUUAUCAUUGUGGUUUGAGGUCUUUAUCUGUUAUUGGUCAUCUGCAGUUUACAGAUGGAAAUUCAAGUCAAUAAUUGUGGUCAGAGAUGAAUAAGUGUGGUUGAUCAGCAUGUGCUCUGGCUGGUCAGUGGCUGCUGCUAUAAACAGCGGCAAAAACAAAUAAAUCGUUUUUGUUUUUUUCAGAUAUUGCUCAUAUUGAUCCAUGACAACAAGGCCUGCCAGGUGUUUUCAGGAUAAGGCGAGGAGCGGCGCACGUCGGACAGAGGGGAUAUAACGGAGUACAGGGAGUAAAAAGACAAGAAAGAUAACCGGAAAAGUUGCGUUGCCUGGUGUCCGCGCAUCGUCAUGCCGAGGUACAACUUCUUACUGUGCUUGAUGGUGCUCAUCUCUCUGGGACAAUCGGGGAGCGAUGAGCCCAAUCUGCUGCUGCCUCCUGCCAGCGAGACGCCCACGGACGCCGGGCUGUCCCUGCUGGACGAGGACGCCGGCGCCCACGAGUGCUCUGCCUGUGUUUGGAGGGAGCAGAGCAAAGUGCUGCGACUGGAGACCAUUAAGUCCCAGAUCCUGAGCAAGCUGCGUCUCAAGCAGGCGCCCAACAUCAGCCGGGAGGUGGUCAAUCAGCUGCUGCCCAAGGCGCCUCCGCUCCAGCAGCUCCUGGACCACCACGACUUCCAGGGGGACGCGUCGUCCCAGGACGAGUUCAUGGAGGAGGAUGAGUACCACGCCACCACGGAGUCCGUGAUCACCAUGGCCUCUGAGCCGGAGCCGCUGGUGCAGGUGAACGGGAAGCCGAGCUGCUGCUUCUUCAAGUUCAGCCCCAAACUGAUGUUCACCAAGGUGCUGAAGGCCCAGCUGUGGGUGUACCUGCGGCCGCUGCAGCAGACCUCCACCGUCUACCUGCAGAUCCUCCGCCUGAAGCCCGUCACAGAGCAGGGCAGCCGCCACAUCCGCAUACGCUCCCUGAAGAUCGAGCUCAACUCCAGAGUGGGCCACUGGCAAAGUAUUGACUUUAAGCACGUGUUGCAGAACUGGUUCAAGCAGCCGCACACCAACUGGGGAAUCGACAUCAACGCCUUUGACGAGAGCGGCAAUGAUCUGGCAGUUACUUCGCUGAGGCCUGGGGAGGAGGGGCUGCAGCCGUUCCUGGAAGUGAAGGUUCUCGAGACGACCAAACGCUCCCGUAGAAACCUGGGCCUGGACUGCGACGAGCACUCCACAGAGUCUCGCUGCUGCCGCUACCCUCUGACUGUGGAUUUCGAGGCCUUCGGCUGGGACUGGAUCAUUGCUCCCAAACGCUACAAAGCCAACUACUGCUCCGGCCAGUGCGAGUACAUGUUCAUGCAGAAAUACCCACACACCCACCUGGUGCAGCACGCCAACCCCCGAGGCUCGGCAGGGCCCUGCUGUACCCCGACCAAGAUGUCCCCCAUUAACAUGCUCUACUUCAAUGACAAGCAGCAGAUCAUCCACGGCAAGAUCCCGGGGAUGGUGGUGGACAGAUGUGGCUGCUCUUAGGCUGCAGGGGGAGACGCACACUUGUGCACAGCCUCCAACCACCCAAAACCCUUACGGAGCUCUCCCCUGGCACCAGAAUCCACUCCUCGGCACCGGAUUUCACUUUUGCUCAGCCACAAAAACAUCCCACUGAGUUUCCAUUUUUCUGGUAAUUAAAUCGAUUCUAACUGUAAAAAAGAAAAAGAAAAAAUUUUAAAAAAAAGUUUUAAAUGAAAUAUGAAUUAAAAAGGGACUGAGUGAUGGAAAUACAGUACAUGAUGAAUAAUUUAAAGAGGUUGUACUUAUGGAGCAGCUUCAGAAAAUGGUAAAUGAGACAAAACUAUGUUAUAGAGUAUGUGCUAGUUUUGUGGGCUUUUAAAAAAGAUUUUGUUUGUAUGUCUGUUUGUUUGUUUGUUUGUUUAGUUUUUUUUCCGUCGCAUCUUUGUGAAAUGUCCAGGUUAGUGGAUUGAGAUGACAGGAGACUUGAGCAUUUACAAUAUUUUUUAAAGCAGUUUCAGUCCUAUGGUUGAGGUUGGAGAUAAUCCAUUCACAGAUCCACUUACUUAUCAGUGAGAUUUGAUCAACAAAAGGGGGAAUGAACAAUAUUUUUUAAUAAUCCAUCACUUUGGUGAAAAGAUCAAAGAUCCCCAUUGGAAAUACUCAAUCAAAAAUCUUGUUUACAGACAUUCAGAGAUGAGCUCUAGAGAUGUACAGUGUCGAUGAGAUCCAAAACCAAACCUAUGCCCUCGGUCACUGUCCCCAGUGGGACAAAACCCUUUUCCCAGUUAAUUGGAUCUUUUUUUGUUUUUUGUAAGUGGACAGUCUAAAGACUUGCACACUAAAGUCUGAAACCAAACUAUAAUGUAGAUGCACUCUGAAGUCGUUCUGCACCGGAGGACGAAGAAGGAGGAGGAAGAGCGCAGGUCCAGCAGGACUGACAAGAACUAAGACAGAUUUUUCUUCUUCUGUGUCUGGAAAAUACAUUUUUUAAUACCUUCAAUUUUUUUACAUUAAAUGUUUAAAACAGAGUAGUGAAUGCACUCUCUUUUAACUUGAAGAGGCCUGGAACUGAGCAUAUCAUACAAACAAAAUCUAUAACCUGUACUAAACACACAAAGGUUCACUCUGCUAUAACCUGUGUUAAAAAUACACCGUCGAGCUAGUUUCAGAAAAGAUUAAUACCUUUUAUAAGUCACAACAAACCACGUAAUGUGCAAAAGAAAAAUGAAGAGACCAUAACACGACUUCUGACUUAACUUUAGAAAACAUAUUUGCAUUGUGAAAUGCCCCUGAUCCACUUCCGCCUCAGCUCAUCAUUAUCAUUAUGGAGAAAAUAUUGUUAGUGCUUGAACACAGUGUAGAUUAGAAUGCUUGAAGUCUCUCUUUGUCUCCUGGAUGUCAAAGCAAAGAUAUCAUUUUGUUGUAAACGAAAGCACUAUGCUGUUGGAUAAAGGAAGAGCCUUCUGACAUUAUAUAUAAAUGAUAUAUGUAUAUAUUUUUAAAAAAAAGGGGUACAAAAACCUUUUUGGGGGCACUCUACCUUACCAACAAUAAAUUUUGCACUAUGGGACGUUCAUGGCGUGAGGAGGUAAAGUGUUGUCUGUGUUUUACCAAGCACAAGAUAGCUUGUACAGUAUAGGAUUAAAAAAAAAAAAAAAAAAAAAAAGCUAUUCAAGCUUCUGGUGAUAAACCAUAAACUAGAGAGGUUAUCACUUCUUUUUGAUACCAUCACGCUUUCCUGACUUUUGUCUGAAGCGGGGGCCUGUCCAUACACUCACACACUUCUAUCCAAUCUGGAACCUGGACGUACUGAACCAGCGGCCUGAAAGGCCUCCUCGCCCGCUGUGGGCGAUAAGUCUUGUGUGUAAUAAGUGUCUGGAUCGAUGAACAUAGAAUGCUUUAACUGGAGAUGGCCCGCCCACCAACUUUAAUCUGUUACCAUGUUAGAGAGACGACGUUCUUUUGACUCAAGCGACGUGUUGACCGUCUUGCAUAGACAUGUUUUUGCCUUUGUGUGUAUUUUUAAGUGAAAGGGACCCAUGUAAGGAUGGGAAGAGUAUCCAGGGAUUGUUAGCCAAAGUAGAGGAUGACAUGUUGUGUGCUGUAACUUUUGUGAUCGCAGGAAUAUGCUAGAACAUUUCAAAGGGAGAGACAAGCUGGUUUAGGGGCAGUGGUUGGAAAUAAUUCAACUGGUCAAUUGUCUAUUUAUUAAUAUUAAUUACAAUGCAUUUCAAAGUCUGUCUACCUCACUUUAGUCUUCUAAAAAAAAAACUUGCUUUUUUAAAAUUUGUCAUCGAUCAAUCUGUGCAAACAUUUAACCCAUAAGCCCCCCCCCCCCCCCCCCCCCCCCCCCCCCAAAAAAAAAGAUUUAGAUGAAAACCACAGGGUCCCCUUGCUCUCAGGUUCAGAUUGAGUUAUUGACAGAGUGACUGAUGGUAGCGGCUCUGGUAAUGUGUGGUCAAAAGAAAUAUUAUUAAUAGCUGUGCCCACAUCUAUGGCUUAACAAUGGUUAAAGCUGUUGAGAAGUUGCAUUUUGAAUUUUAGUGUUUGUAUACUGGUAUGUGUGAGAGUGUUUUCAUAUAAAUAUAUGAGAGGAAGAAAUCUCUAUGUAAAUACCUACCCAAAUGUGGACAUUUAUGAUGUUUUGGACAGGUUCACCGCUUCUCAAGUUUUUUUCACUUUCCCCCUUCAUCCCUCCGUUCUUUGUGUACCUAAAAAAAAAUAUCACCCCAACUUUGUAGUUUAAUGGUUGUGCAUAUGAAUAACUGUUCAAUUGUUAUUUUUGCCUUUUGUUGUUUAUUUACUGUCAUUUUUCUUUUGUACAAUAAAUCAUUUAUUUAGCUUA